GAGUUACAAGACUUAGAAAACCUACCAAGCACAAUUAAAUGAAGUACAUAUGUACAUGCAUAUGAAGGAGAGAACACACAACAUGGAUAUUAAACGGAUUUGUCCAUUAAGAAAGUGGAUGCCGUAAUAUGCACUAUCAUGGAGUAGGCGCUGCAAAAAUGACAAUGAGACUCGACUUUGAGCAACAGGAACCGAUUGUAUCAGCAGCAGCAACAGGAUCCAAGGAUAUCAAAUGCAUCUACAAUUGCCCAUGCUUCUGCUGUCGACAGGGCUGCUGCGUUCUAGUAUGCUGCUGCAGCUGCACUAACCUAAGCCUGAUAUGCUGCACAACAUGCAGCAGCAGCAGCAGCGGCAGCAGCAGCAUCAACCUCUGUGCGUCGACGCAGCGGCUCAAGGCGAAUGCCUGCAUUCGGGUAGCGGCCAUAAUGAUACUCGGCGUGGUCGUCACACUUGCUCGUCAAUGGAUGGUUGCACUCCUGGCGCUGAUGACCAGAUACAUAACGCUGUUUAAGAUGGGCCACCAAAUAGCUGCGCCCAGCUCCAUGCCAGCGCCUAACAGCGCGCCGACCAGCAAUGGGGAGAGUAAAUUGAAGGAACAGUAUGGGCACGGUCAUGCUUCCUAUGACAUCACAAAUGACCAGCAGCUGAAGACGAACAACCUGUGCAAAAUGUUUUGCAAUAAUCGCAAGAGGCAGAGAAGACGACGUCGGCGUCGCCGUCGACGACGGCGGAGGCACAACAACAGCAACAACAACGGGAGCAGACAGCAGACGGGCAGCAGCAAACAGCAGCAAUAUCAGGAUAGCAGCAUAUUUCUGCCAAGUCUGGAAGUACUGCGAGAACGAGAAGGAGACAGCGCAAAAAUAAUGGCAACAGCAAAAAUACGUACGUGCAAUUCGACGUCGUCUUUAAAGACUUCCGUUUCGUCAUGGCCAUCGGGCGGCAAUUACGGCACAAUGCGCCAUUUCUCUAAAGCCAAACGCAACCGUGCUAAUUUAGUGUGGCUGCUUAUUUGUCUGUUUUGGCUUGAGGUUAAGCUGAUCAACUGCAAUGCGAUUGCGAGCAGCGGCGGAUAUGUUUCAAGUCUGGUCACACAGAAGGGCUGCACUUUGUGCCAACUUGAAGAGGGCAACUUUUACAGCGACAAACAUAACCCACACACAGACUACAACAACAACAACAACAACAACAACAACAACAAUGACAAGUACAAUAACCACAACAACAACAAUUACAUCUAUAAGAAAACUAAUCGUAACCAUAACAAUAUCGGGCUCAGCGACCGGGUUCGUUUGGAGUCGAUAAAGCGACAAAUUCUAACGAAACUUGGACUCACCCAUAAACCAAAUGUAUCCCAUCCGCUACCCAAACAGUUCAUCUGGGAGACGAUCUAUCGGGCAGACGGUGGCCAAAUGGUUACCAACGAUGUCUUUGACAGCGACAGGCUGCAGACCGUGGCCGAGAUCAAUGACUACCAUGCUCCCGAUUCCGCCAGUAAAAAUGUGGCAUACACGAUUAGCAGGAGCACCAAAAGCAGCCAGAAGGCAAAUCUAUUAAGAAAUCGAACAGCCGAAAGAAGAAACACAGCCACGUGGCAGUGGAACGAUUCGAUUCAAACAAAGGGCACAAGGGCCACGGCAAAUGGUCCGGCACGGACCGCGGACAGUUCACCAUUGCGAGUCGCCAGAAAAGAGGAGCAAGAGGAUGGUGUCAACAGGAAAUCCAAGUCAAAUGCUUAUAGAAAAUCAACAUAUCUUAUUGAUAUAAAUCGUAGUAGUGAUAGUGAUAGCACCAAUAACGACAUAAGCGGUGGCGGCUUCGAGCACAAUGAUCAUAUUUAUUUUAAUGAUUACAGCGUCCAGAUCCAUGCCAAAGACCAUAAACCGAAACUUCAGCCCCAUAAUGCUCGAGGCAAAGAGAAAGAGGCUUUGACACAACACACAACCAUGCCCAUGCAGGAUCACGAUGUCGUCGGCCUCGAGCGCGAAGACUUCUUUGGCAGCACACAAGAAAUUAUCACCUUUGCCGAGGAGGGAACACAAUAUCGGAAGUACCGUAUAGUCGAGUUUGCUCCUCAAAAGGCGCGUGUUCCAAACCAAAAGAUAUCCAUUAGGAGUGCGCAAAUGCACAUUCGCAUCGAAAAGCAGCCGAAUGAAUGGGACGCAAGAGCCGAAGCCCAACAUCAAAUACAACAGACAACAAUGAAGGGUAAACGGAAGAACCACGCAAAUGCACCCCGCCAAAGGAUCAAAAUUUGGGUAUUUCGAAUGACCGAGGGCAUAAAUAUAACCGAAAAGGCAAUAGAUCAGGCCUUUUUGUUUCGGGCAUCCUUUGAAGUGGACACCGAUCACCUGGGUUGGCAAAAGUUCGACCUAACCGAAACGAUUCGCGAAUGGUACCGCGACGCUACCGGUGAAAAUCUGCGUCUAUUGAUCGACUGCACUGGCUGCGGUAGCCAAUACUCGCUGCAUCUCUUUCAGUGGUCUGCACCGAAUGCCUACACAAAGAUGAAGACUGGCUCGGGUCACGUGAAUCCAAACCGCCCAUUUCUCGUGCUCCACACCGAAUCGACCCGGCCGCGGCGUGUUCGAAGACGGGCGGUCGACUGCGGCGGCGCGUUGAGCGGACAAUGCUGCAAGGAAUCGUUUUACGUGUCGUUUAAGGCACUUGGCUGGGACGAUUGGAUCAUUGCGCCAAGGGGAUAUUUUGCCAAUUAUUGCAGAGGCGAGUGUACUGGACCGUUUCGUACGCCGGACACAUUUCAAACAUUUCAUGCGCACUUUAUUGAGGAAUAUCGCAAAAUGGGCCUGCUGAAUGGCAUGCGUCCCUGUUGUGCUCCAAUUAAAUUCUCAAGCAUGUCCCUCAUAUACUACGGCGACGACGGUAUUAUUAAACGUGAUUUGCCCAAGAUGGUCGUCGAUGAAUGCGGCUGUCCUUAAUCACUCUAAUGUAUCUUUUGUGAAAAGCAAAGAUAAAAUGGACUGGAAUUACUAAGCUAAACUAUUUUCCGUCCUUUGAAAUCAUAAGAUAAUAGCUCCUUACUUUCCAAAUGGGCCACUCCUAAAUAAUUAAGGGUUGCUGGAAUGAACUCUAAACAAUUGGCCCCGAAUUAAAAUCAAAUAAAUUUUAAAAGUAAACGUUACCUAUGGGUAAUAUUGGCAUAUUUAAAAUUUUAAAGUGAGGGGCGGGUAUUUAUUCUAUGUAUGUACGUAUUUAUAUAUAUAUAUAUCUAUAUAUCUCUAAUUAAAGUUUACAAAGUGCCUAAAUCAGCGAGAAAAAUAUACUAAAUGCAUACCUAAACAUUAACAAAUGCGAAUAACAUUAAGUAAUAAUUCCAACCAUACAAGUGUCUUUACCAAAUACUUAUUACGAGUACUCUUAGGCGACAAUUAGCGUAGAGCUGUGCUGUAGCGUAGCCAGAAUGUCAGAUAGGGUUUCAUAUAUUCAGAAUAUGCCUAUUCCAACUUUGAUUGGCAAAGCAAAUUAAGCCCCAUUAUCAACAUACUUGAUUAUUAUUUAACUUGUUGUUCUGCAUCCGCGUAUCUGUCUAUCUGUUUUAAGUGCCAGCUGGUCGUUAAGCUGAAACAGGAUCCAUCUCUAAGAACCAAAAUACUUUCUUACUAAAAGUAAAUUUUUAUUUUCAAGAUUGAGGUUAAUCUCACCAAUUAUUAGUUUAAUUAUCUUACAGCUCCUCUUUCUUCUUCUCAUCUUUUUUUUUUGGUUUUAUUGUAGCCACAGUCUAAAAGUCGAAGCCGGAUUCUCGUUAAAUUAAGAGUUUGUUUAUCCCGAUUGCAUCUCCCAUUUGUUUGCCAUGUGAUUUAAACAAAAUUGUACAUAAAUAUUUCUUUAUUCUGUUUCUGAGCUUCGUUUCUCAUAUUCCGUAAAUCUUCAAAAAUGUGUCGAAUCUUAAGAAAGUUCUGGAAUAGGCACAACAUUUUCGGUCUGCCGGAUAGUAAAAUUUAAUAGUUAGGAUAAAGGUUUUCAUGCCCUUAUAAAUUUUUCAUUCUGAGCCGAUUUUUAAAAAGUCAUGCCAAGCUAAAUUUAUUAAAUAAAUUCGAAAUACACAAAAAACAACAAAGUAAAACUUUCAUCAAAUCGAAUGAUAUAAUAUAUAUAAUAUAUGAAUGCAUGUGCAUGUGUGAGUACAUCUAGAUAUUAUAUAGGCCAUUUACAAGGGCCACAAAAAGUGUGUGUGGCUGUGUUUAUUCAUUAUACUGUACAUUACCCACUGAAUGAAACAGAUCCACACACAUUAAGAUGUUUCUUUUAUUACUCUCGACAGUUGAAUACAAACUUACAUUUAUGAAAUUACAAAAUAACAAAAUAAAAAUACAAAUAAAAAUAAAAUUAACACUCCUGUUGCUCAGAACCAAGCCGUUAAAUAAA
This is a messenger RNA of Drosophila novamexicana, 4386 nucleotides long. RefSeq names its product inhibin beta chain (gene Actbeta). Lineage: Eukaryota; Metazoa; Arthropoda; Insecta; Diptera; Drosophilidae. Bases 129 to 2939 code for a protein of 936 amino acids. The transcript is spliced from 6 exons. The record is from RefSeq and is a predicted model, not a curated record. Gene Ontology annotation, cellular component: extracellular region. Gene Ontology annotation, molecular function: growth factor activity; cytokine activity. Gene Ontology annotation, biological process: SMAD protein signal transduction.